Molecule: messenger RNA, 717 nt
Organism: Gaeumannomyces tritici R3-111a-1
Lineage: Eukaryota; Fungi; Ascomycota; Sordariomycetes; Magnaporthales; Magnaporthaceae
Exons: 1
Coding region: 135-359 (74 amino acids)
Source: RefSeq, a predicted model, not a curated record
UCCCCAACUUCGACCUCGAUCUCAGCCUCAACCUCAAUCACUAUUUUCACGCUCGCAAACCGUCUUCUGCAUCGCUCUCCGGGCAUCUACACUAAACUACACUAAAGCCUCCCGCCUCUUCCCAAAGACCAAGCAUGUUCUUCCCCAAGAUCCUCAGCAUCAUCCUCCUCGCGCCAGUCCUGGGCGCCAUGGCCGCCCCCACGCAGACUCUCGAGGAGCGGGGAGGCCGCAGCGGCUACAACAGCGUUCCAAGCAACACUCCAACGGCCCCCCAGUUCGGGGCGCUUGACAACGGCGGCCGGAGCGGAUACAACAAGAGGCACGGCGAUGUGGUCCUGGUGGACAGGCAAAUCGUUUGAGGGCCCCGGCGAGCAGUAGAUGGAUUUCAGAGACAAUAAGGGAAGCCUAAAGCCACCAGCAGAUGUGGGGCUGUGACGACACAGGGAGGUUGUAUGGCAGCUGAGGUUGAGGUUGGGGGAAGGAGAGAGGCAGAUCGAAGCUAGACCCUAGAACCAAGUUUGUCCGUGCAACAGCCUACCCUCCCCAGGCAAGCCCUACAUCAGGUGACUGACUGGUGAAUGAGAUAUGUGGAAGGAGCUUCUUGUUCCGAGUGUGAUCUGGCCCCGACAAAGGUGUAUCGCUUGCAUGCCAGGUUGGUAGUCAGGUACCUAGAAACACGCAGCUGGAGUGAAUGAAAUGCAAGUCAGAUUCGACCAG